UUUACAGGAAAAGGUUACAGGAAGUUACAGUGAUGUCACAAUAAGAAAACACAGAGGUGUACGAUAUAAUCUUGCAACAUAGUUUAUCAAGGCAAGCCAAUCACUCAAAGACUGCGGAGAAGAUGAUGAUUAUUUGGAUGUCUGUCAUGCUUCUAAGUGAAAUGUACUCAACACAUUCGGAGGUGGUUUCUCAACCGGAUCCAGUGAUGAUGGUCUCUGUUGGGGACAAUGUCACUCUGCGUUGCUUUUCUCUGAUAGAUCACAGUGAUCCAAUUACUUGGUACAAGCAAACUGCUGGACACCAACCACAAGCAGUUGCAAUGGUGCAGAAAUUAGUCAAAUAUCCUAUUUUGUUCAACAAUUUUGAAUCCUCACGUUUUAGCAUUGAGACAGACUUAGCAAGCAAAUGUCAUUUAAGGAUUUCAAAUGUUACUUCAUCUGAUGAAGCAAUGUAUUACUGUGGCUGGAGAAAGUAUGAAACUUAUUUUGCUGGAGGAACAUAUUUGGCUUUAAAAGGGUCACAAAACAAGCAAUAUAAAUCUGUGUCGGUUCUUCAGCAUCCCGUAUCAGAGCCAGUCCAGUCUGGAGACACAGUGACCCUGCUGUGCUCUGUGCUGUCUGAAUACAUCACAGCAGAUAUCAGAAUGUUCUGGUUCAGAUCUGAAUCAGGAAAAUCAGAAAUCCUCUACACUUAUAAUCAGAGUAAUUACUGUGAGACUGAUUCUGCCCAGAACUGCACGUUCAGUCUGUCCAAGAACAUAGUCAGCCAUAUGGACGCUGGCACUUAUUACUGUGCUGUGGUCACAUGUGGAAAAAUUCUGUUUGGGAAUGGGACAAACAUAAAUAUGGUAAAUCCAGUGGAUCCUCUGGUGAUUAUCUUGGCUGUGUUGUUGGGUGUUUGUGUGGUUGUGAUCACUGUACAAGCUAUUUUAAGUCAUAAAAAAGAAAGAUAUUACUGCAACAAAGAAAAAGAGCUAAAAGACACUGAAAACGAACACCCCACCAGUCAGGACCAUGAUGCAGUGGAACUGAGUUACGCUGCAUUGCAUUUUAAGGAGGGAAAAAACAGAAGAGUGCGAAGGAAGGGGGAAACACCUCAAGACAGUGUGUACAACCAAAUCAAUAACCUCACUGACCAUAGUAUAGUUGAGUACAAAAAUAUAUAACAUCUUUUAGACAGCAAAUUUAACUUGUGCUACACUUGCUUUUAUUGUAAUUCAUUAAUUAACUUGCAGCAUUACUGCAUCUAAUUUUGUAAAGUUUUGUACACACAACAUGUUUAAAUCCACACAACUGUGAUAAUUAAAACUUCAUAUUUUUAUUUCCCCCCAGAAU
Megalobrama amblycephala (Wuchang bream) is the source of this 1335-nucleotide messenger RNA. RefSeq names its product immunoglobulin kappa light chain-like. The record is from RefSeq and is a predicted model, not a curated record. The coding region runs from base 123 to 1166 and encodes 347 amino acids. Gene Ontology annotation, biological process: response to bacterium. The transcript has 6 exons. NCBI's taxonomy places the organism in Eukaryota, Metazoa, Chordata, Actinopteri, Cypriniformes, Xenocyprididae.